CUCCUCUCUCUCUUUCUCAACUGGGACAAUCGUUACGUUGAGAGGUAUUGGUGUCACUCUGUCGUCACAGACUGUCCCCGUGCUGUCACUCAGGUUGUCUACUGCCCGACACUUACUCUUUGGCAGAGAGAGUAUGGCUUUUCAGUGUAUAUGGAGAACAGUGGUUCCUGCACAAACGGAUGAGGAGAGGUGGGAGAGCAUCUAAAGGGAGACAGAUAAAGCUGUAGUAGUAGAAGUGGCAGCUGACUAUCAGUCUCCAACUUCUGACAUUUCAACUUUUUACUCGAACAGGAUCAGUUGAAUUCUUACGACAUAAACUCUAUAGGGGACCUUUAGUGCAAAUUGUUUUUUUGGUAAGAAACCGAGAUGCAAUUGGAACUAUUCUUGUCUGGGAUUUAUUGACGGGCUUUUUUUUUUUUUUUUUUUUUGGAAGUUUCUGGAGGACUUUGAAGAGCAGAUGUGUUUCUUGGCUGGCCUUGGACUGUGCGUAGAGCUUCCAGUUGGAUUGUAUCCAGGCUGGCUGCAACAUUGCUGAAAUUGUGCAUCCUACAGGAAUAAUUCAGCAAACAACCAGGACUUGUGGAUUGUUGCCUUCAAAUAGACAUUGUUUGGAAACUGAAAAAGAGAGACGGAGAGAAACUGGCUGCCUAGACAUUUCAUUUAAAAUUUUCUCUGUUGAUCUCAACAUCGUUUUGAUACAGCAUUGUAUUAGUAUUAGUAAGCUGCAUCUAGAGGGGUGAUUAUUCAAGUUUGGCAUAGGUGGCCUUGUUAACUUUUAACAUCAUGGCUUCUGAGUCAUGCCCUUUGACUGUUGCGGAGAGAGCCAUGUGUAGACUCGUCCAUCGUGGGCCACGACCCCAGGCCAUGCUAAGGCCUUUACACCUGGAGCUACAGGUGUAUGUGGACAAAACAAGAAGCAAGCAAAAACACAGGAUGGAAGCCUCUUGCCUGGAGUUGGCUUUGGAAGGAGAGAGGUUGUGCAAGGCUGGAGACUUUAAAGGGGGAACAGCGUUCUUUGAGGCGGCCGUGCAAGUAGGCACAGAAGACCUGAAGACCCUCAGUGCCAUCUACAGCCAGCUUGGCAAUGCCUACUUCUACCUGAAGGAGUAUGGCAAAGCCCUGGAGUACCACAAACAUGACCUCACUUUGGCCAGGACAAUAGGAGACAGAAUUGGAGAAGGAAAAGCCAGCGGCAACCUUGGUAACACAUUAAAGGUGUUGGGGCGCUAUGACGAGGCUGUCGUCUGCUGCCAGAGACAUUUGGAUAUCUCUCAAGAGCAGGGUGACAAGGUAGGAGAGGCCAGAGCGCUAUACAACAUAGGGAAUGUGUUCCACGCUAAGGGCAAGCAGCAGCUAUGGGGUUGCACCCAGGAACCCGGGGACCUGCCUCCUGAUGUCAGAGACACACUGCAAAGGGCUACCGGCUUUUAUGAGAUGAAUUUGUGUUUGGUCAAAGAACUUGGUGACCGAGCUGCCCAGGGGAGAGCCUUUGGUAACCUAGGCAACACCCACUAUUUGCUGGGAAACUUUGUUGAAGCAAUCAAGUUCCACCGUCAGCGAUUGUCUAUUGCCAAAGAAUUUGGUGACAAAGCAGCAGAGCGGCGAGCCUACAGUAACCUUGGCAAUGCUCUGAUAUUCCUAGGCCAGUUCAACACAGCCACGGAGUACUACAGGAAAACCCUGCAGCUAUCUAGGCAGCUGAGGGACCAGGUGAUGGAAGCUCAGGCCUGUUACAGCCUGGGAAACACCUACACUCUUUUACAGCAGUAUGAAAGGGCCAUAGACUACCACCUCAAACACCUGUUCAUAGCCCAGGAGCUUACUGACAGGGUUGGAGAGGGCCGUGCCUGCUGGAGCCUGGGAAAUGCUUAUGUGUCUUUAGGGAACCACAGACAAGCUCUCCACUAUGCCCGAAAGCACCUGGCCAUUUCCAAAGAGAUUGGAGACAGAAAUGGAGAACUGACAGCCAGAAUGAAUGUGGAGCAGCUGAUGGAGGCUCUGGGGGUCAGCGAGAGUGACCUUUCACCCUGCGGUUCAGAGUUUGAGAUGCAAGGAGCAAGACCGAAAUUCACCAAGAGAAACAGUAUGGACAGUGUAGAAUUGUGCAAGUACUCCUCAGAUAAGAAUGGAGACAGCCAAGACUUGGAAAGUAUAUCCAGGAGAUCCAAAAGUCAGCUGUCACAGCCGGGUAAGAGGAAAGGCUACCCUGACAGUCAGUCAUCAGAUGAGAGGCAGUGGUUGGACUCUCCCAUCGACACCGAUGACAUCACUGUGCAAGUCCCGCCUCCAGUGCCAAAGCUAGGCCGUGAUCCCUCCGAUGAAGACUGCUUCUUUGACCUCCUUAGCAAAUUCCAGAGCAGCCGCAUGGACGACCAGCGCUGCCAUCUUGAUGAGCCACAGAAUGGAGACAACAGAGAAGGUGCUGCUAACUCCAUGCCAUCCCUAAACACCAUGAUAGAUCCUGCAAUCACCACUUCUCCCCAGACAGAGGAGCUGUUUGAUUUGAUUGCUAGCUCUCAGAGUCGCCGUCUUGAUGACCAGCGGGUUAAUGUUGGUAACCUUCCAGGCCUGAGAAUCACGCAUAACAAUCUGGGCCACCUGGUGGGUGAGGGAGAUCACCAGGAACCCAGUGAUGACUUCUUCAACAUGCUUAUCAAGUGCCAGUCCUCAAGGAUUGAUGACCAGCGGUGCUCCCCACCAGAAGUCGGCCCCCGUGCCCCCACAGUGCCUGAUGAAGACUUCUUCAGUUUAAUCCAGAGGGUGCAGGCCAAGCGCAUGGACGAGCAGCGUGUCCAGUUGCCCACGGAUGACCAGGACAGCCCAGAUGCGCCUGAUCCAGAGCCACCUAGUGGAUAUUCCAGCUAGGACUUAGCGAGCAACACUGCAGAACUACAUGUCAAAGACCAUACGAUAAAACCUGCGGAAAUGAAAGAAGGAUGAGCCAACACUGAAGAGGUGAAUUAACUAGGUUUUUAAUGACAAGAAAAUCCCAUGUGCAAUAGGUGCCCUGUAAAAUGUUGUCCAGUGUAUUAAGUUUUAAAUGUGUGUGAAUGCAAUAGAAAACAAGCAGAACUUACGCUAGGCCAUGUGGGAGAGAAGAGCUGAGAAGAUUUGAAAGAGUUUUGAAAUGUUGGAAUGCUUACAUGAGAAAAAUGAACAAUAGACAUGUACCCCAUCUGUUGCCUUAAACAGCAUUUUAUCAGACUCUGAUUGUAUUCCCAGCUGUCGCUUGUGUUUCUGUUCAGAAGCACAUGAUGGGCAUAUAACAUGAAGGAUUAAUGUGCAGAACUGGUGUUAUUUAUGCGAGCAGUAUUAGGAAAGGCCGUCAGUAGCCUAGAGUCCAGUGUUAGACAAACCGCUUCAGUCUACUUUAACAAUCCACCGACUGAUAACCAGAGCAUUGCUAAUCAAAUUGGUAUUUCAUUGUUGCCAUAUUGAGACAAAUGAAAAUCAUUUGGUAUUGUCGUUUAAAUCAACAGAUUCACUGAAAUAGCUGACAUACUGUUGGCAACCCCAGUCUAACUUUGUGGAAGAUGCAGUAGUCUACUUAGACAGUAUGCAGUAUCCUAGAUUAUUCAACAAGACCUUUCAGCUAGAUGUUUAUUUGAUAGGAUUAGAGCUUUGCAAAGAAAAAAACUAAAGCUUGUUUAAUGAAGGUCCAAUUAAUGCUCCCACUAAGCUUUGAAAGUGACCACAGUGCUGUCUACUGCUUAACCCCAUCAUCCAUUCAACGUAGAAACAGCAGAUGCAGAUGGAUAGGAUGGAUGUAUCAAAUCUCGAAGAGUCUGAUGCGAUGAACGAUGCUCGAUCAUGCUAAUCCAAGCUUUCAUAUGAUGCAAUUUUUCACUCUGCUGACACACUGCCACCCUGUGAUCCAACUUUGUACUACUGCCCUGAUAUGUUCAAGUAAAUGUAGUCCAUUUGAGAUUGGAAAUAAAAUGCAUUCCCUAUUUUUGAGUCUUUUGAAGGAUAAAGUUGUGAUAAUAACAUUACACUCAAGUAUGAUUAUUUUGAGCACUUUCUUCUUAUUUCAGCGAUAAGCUUUUGCUAACUGUGCCAUUUACUUUGGAUAUUUUUGCAGAUUUUUUUUUUUUUAAAUUAAGAGUGUAUCAUCAAAAACAGUUGGUGCCGCGCAUAUAUUUCUAUUCAUUUUCUGUUAUGAGAGUCCCCUGAUAUACAGCGAAACCCACUAAGGUACAAACUGUAGAAUGGAAAUUAAAAUUGGCUUCCAGGGAGUUUGAAGCACUUUUCUGUACAUCUGUAUACUGGUACGAAAAAUUUUUCACCUCAAUCAGGGGCUUAUUUUUCAAUCAAAAGUGGUGCAUACCUUUUUUUUGUAUCUCAAAGGUUGUGAACCUGAUGUCGAUUGAUGUCAAGUUUUAAAAACUGGAGAAGUCCUGAAAUCAAAUGGACUAAUAUGGGCCAUGAACUAAGUAUGUAUUGCUCAUGUUUGAUUCAUUGCUCUGUCUGAUAAACAUCUCAUAGGGACCUAUAGCUAAUAUAUCAUUGAAUCUCCAAUUUCUUUGUUCUUUUUCUGUUCCUAACAAGUCAACAUGCUUAAGAACUACUCGGUACGCUUCUAUUUGUCACUGCCAUAAUAUGUACAUAUAUAUUUUUUUGUAUUUAUGUUCCAUUCGAGGACAUGUAGAUAUCCCCCAUGCUUUUAAUAAAAUGUUUCACAUAAUUCA
Messenger RNA from Myripristis murdjan (pinecone soldierfish), 4688 nucleotides. RefSeq names its product G protein signaling modulator 1b (gene gpsm1b). Gene Ontology annotation, molecular function: G-protein alpha-subunit binding; GDP-dissociation inhibitor activity. Gene Ontology annotation, cellular component: cell cortex. Lineage: Eukaryota; Metazoa; Chordata; Actinopteri; Holocentriformes; Holocentridae. The transcript has 14 exons. The record is from RefSeq and is a predicted model, not a curated record. The coding region runs from base 784 to 2865 and encodes 693 amino acids. Gene Ontology annotation, biological process: establishment of mitotic spindle orientation.